UUUUCUUAGUCUCUGGUAUAUAUACAAAAAUGCAAUUUUCAGUCGUCGUCUAUCUUCCGUCUGAACCACCGGAGGAGCUCGAUCCAAAGACAAGAAGAUGACAACUCCGCAAGUGAAGACCGGUUUGUUCGUUGGGUUGAACAAAGGACAUGUUGUCACCAGACGUGAAUUAGCUCCUCGUCCUCGUUCUCGCAAAGGAAAAACGAGCAAGAGAACAAUCUUUAUCAGAAACUUGAUAAAGGAAGUUGCUGGUAUGGCUCCCUAUGAAAAGAGAAUCACUGAGCUUUUGAAGGUUGGUAAAGACAAGCGUGCUCUUAAGGUUGCUAAGAGAAAGUUGGGAACCCACAAGAGAGCUAAGAGGAAGAGAGAGGAGAUGUCCAGUACUCUCCGUAAAAUGAGGUCUGGUGGUGGUGGUGGUGGGGCAACUGAGAAGAAGAAGUGAGCAUCAUCUUAAGUUUGGGAUCGCUCUUCAAGAGUUUUGGUUUCUUGUUGCAAAAUCAUGAUAAUUCCUAAGCUUCUCGUAUUAUGUUUUGUUAGAAUAUCGGAUUUAAAGAGUGUUUUGUCACAGACCGGUGACUCUGCGUUUAAACUAUUUGGCUCUUUUAAUCAAUUAUCUUUCUGUUACCGCUGAA
Molecule: messenger RNA, 632 nt
Organism: Arabidopsis lyrata subsp. lyrata
Lineage: Eukaryota; Viridiplantae; Streptophyta; Magnoliopsida; Brassicales; Brassicaceae
Product: 60S ribosomal protein L36-2
Exons: 4
Coding region: 98-442 (114 amino acids)
Biological process (GO): cytoplasmic translation
Cellular component (GO): cytosolic large ribosomal subunit; ribosome
Molecular function (GO): structural constituent of ribosome
Source: RefSeq, a predicted model, not a curated record